Messenger RNA from Oryzias latipes (Japanese medaka), 2534 nucleotides. RefSeq names its product Meis homeobox 2b (gene meis2b). Gene Ontology annotation, molecular function: DNA binding. NCBI's taxonomy places the organism in Eukaryota, Metazoa, Chordata, Actinopteri, Beloniformes, Adrianichthyidae. Gene Ontology annotation, biological process: regulation of DNA-templated transcription. The record is from RefSeq and is a predicted model, not a curated record.
GACCGGACCUUCAUCUUUAUCAUGCACCUCCGGCUGUGCUGACUCGGUCCUGGUCGCUCCUGUCCGUCAGCAGAACCGGGGGGUUCUUCUGGUGCUCCCAGCAUGUCACCGCAGGACGGGCCGAACCUGGGAUGAGAGUUCGGGACUGAUCCACUGAGGCUGCUCAACUUUCACAUCUGACACAUCAGGCGUUGAAGAUUCAAGCCGAACCCAUCCUCCUGAUAAGUUCCGUGCAGCGGAAUGUGACAGAAACCUUUCUGGUUCUGGUACUGCUGCGUGUCUAGAGUGGGUUCAUUCCCCAGAAUCGUCCCUAUUUGGACCUGACAGUAGAUCUACAUCAGAACUUGUUGAUGAAGAUGGCUCAAAGGUAUGAAGAGCUUGGUCCAUAUGGACCCAUGGAUGCUGCAGGACCCCCAUCUUCCAUGUACGGAGAGCCGCACGCGAUGCGCACCCUGGCUCCCCUGCAUCACUUGACCCACGCGCCCCCACACCACUACGGGGCCCACGCGCACAGUCUCGUGCCCGACGGGCUGAAGAGAGACAAGGAUCAGAUUUACGGACAUCCGUUAUUCCCGCUCCUGGCGCUCGUCUUCGAGAAGUGCGAGCUCGCGACCUGCACGCCCCGCGAGCCAGGCGCGGCGGGGGGAGACGUCUGCUCCUCCGACUCGUUCAGCGAGGACAUCUGCGUGUUUUCCAAGCAGGUGCGUUCAGGAGCACGUGGCCAGAUCCGCGUGGAAAAACCGAUAUUUUCCUCCAAUCCAGAGCUCGACAACCUGAUGAUUCAGGCCAUUCAGGUUCUGCGGUUUCACCUCUUGGAGUUAGAGAAGGUCCAUGAGCUCUGUGAUAACUUCUGUCACCGGUACAUCAGCUGUCUGAAGGGGAAGAUGCCCAUCGACCUGGUCAUCGAGGAGCGGGACAUCUGCAAGCAGGACUUCGACGACCUGACCGGCUCCUCCACGAACCUGGCGGACCUCAACCCGGCGUCCUGGAGAGACAUGGAUGACGUCCACUCUGCGCCCUCUGUGGGGACUCCGGGGCCCUCCAGCGGGGGACACAUCUCCCAGGGUGACAGCACCAGUGACCUUGGAGAUGGCCUUGACAACAGCCUGGCAUCGCCGGGGACAGGAGACGAGGACGAGCACGACAAGAAGAGGCAGAAAAAACGAGGCAUCUUCCCCAAAGUGGCCACAAACAUCAUGAGAGCGUGGCUGUUUCAGCACCUCACACACCCAUACCCCUCAGAAGAACAAAAAAAGCAGCUCGCACAGGACACAGGGCUCACCAUACUCCAGGUGAACAACUGGUUCAUCAAUGCAAGAAGGAGAAUAGUCCAGCCCAUGAUCGACCAGUCCAAUCGAGCAGUGAGUCAGGGAGCAGCCUACAGCCCAGACGGUCAGCCAAUGGGAGGCUUUGUUCUUGACGGGCAGCAGCACAUGGGUCUACGUCCUGGAGGCCCUUUGGGUGGGAUGGGCAUGAACAUGGGGAUGGACGGGCAGUGGCACUACAUGUAAUCCACUCCACUGAGGCCAGCCGAACCAACCAGGCCAGCGCCUCCAUGUGGGCUCAGGGAUCUCAUUCUGCCUGAUGCUGCAGAGGUCCAGCCCAUACCCCACCUGUCCUCUCCAUGUGGACCACCUAGUCCCUUCCUGCUCACAGAAGCUCAGGUCUCCACGGAAACGCCUCACCUGUGAUCCUCAGGGGACUGGAAGAACAUGGACUCCGCAGUGAGGAGAAGCAGAGCCCUACUUCACCUCCUUUCAACUCCUCCUUUCUUUUUCUACAAGUUCAAAUCACCUGAGUGUUUUGGCUCCCUCUGCUCCAGAUGAAGACCACGCCCCCUCUUCAUCCUCGGUUGGACCUCUCAGAUUACUGAGCACUUGUAGAACCAGCAGAGAACUAAGUUGUGUUGUAAAUAUGUUCUUCAGUUUGUGUUUCUGUCCUUCACCUGUGGUCAUGUGACCACGUUCUACCUGUGUCUGCCUUUGAUCUCCAUGAAAAUAACAAGGUUUUCUUAAAAAAAUAAUGUUGUCACUUUUUCUUCUUUAUUUGACUGUCUUUCAGUUCUUCUACCAGUUCUGGUUCUGUACCAGAAGUGGUUGUAAAAAAGGGAAACAACCCCGAAAUUACAAUUUCCCUAAUUAAAAAAAGAGGUUCAAAUUCAGCAAAUUGAAAAGCAAAUGAAGUCUACUGCUUUUUUAUUAUCCUCUUUAGCAGAAGAAACACCAGAUCAGAGAAGCUAAUUGGCCAAAAAUAUUUAGGAAAGCGCAAGAGAUCUAUGGAACUUUGUAAAAUAAAAAUUCCUCACAAUUCUUUACGGUCAUAACCUUUAAGGGAAGAGUUAAUUGAUGUGGGGAAGAAUGAGACACACUAAUCACAUUGUGACAGGAUCUAAUGCUAUGAAUCUGUGUUUUGUAAUCCAUCAGUGUUCUCGGAAUAAAAGUGGCAGCUGCACUAAUUGUUUAAAAAGCACUGAAAACUAUGGAGGGCAAAUCACACCAACAAAUAACUCGAUUUGUUGCACAAAUCCAAAAAAA